Phycomyces blakesleeanus NRRL 1555(-) is the source of this 378-nucleotide messenger RNA. RefSeq names its product succinate dehydrogenase flavo protein subunit 4 SDH4 (gene SDHD). Lineage: Eukaryota; Fungi; Mucoromycota; Mucoromycetes; Mucorales; Phycomycetaceae. Gene Ontology annotation, cellular component: membrane; mitochondrial envelope. Gene Ontology annotation, molecular function: ubiquinone binding; heme binding. The record is from RefSeq and is a predicted model, not a curated record. The transcript has 3 exons. Gene Ontology annotation, biological process: tricarboxylic acid cycle; mitochondrial electron transport, succinate to ubiquinone. The coding region runs from base 1 to 378 and encodes 125 amino acids.
AUGCUAUCCUCUACAGCCGUCACUGCCAAGGCCAACUCGACCACUGCCCAUACCCCUGAUCGUCUUCAUGGCUCACUUCAUUGGGACAUUGAACGUGCUGCAUCCGUUGCCCUUGUUCCUUUGAUUGCUUCCCAGCUUGCUUUCGGUGCCUCUCCAGUCACUGAUACCCUUCUCGGUGUUGUCCUCCCCCUCCACCUUCACAUUGGUUUCGGUGCUUGCAUUACUGAUUACUUCAACACUCGUAAAACACCCAUCCUUAAUAAGCUUAUGACUGCCACUCUUUACGCUUCUACUGCCGGUGUCCUUGUCGGAUGCUACCAGUUCAACACCAACGAUGUCGGUCUUACUGAGUUCAUCUCUCGUACCUGGACUGCCUAA